This is a messenger RNA of Didymella exigua CBS 183.55, 1829 nucleotides long. Its product is annotated as cation diffusion facilitator 1. The transcript has 2 exons. Gene Ontology annotation, biological process: transmembrane transport; monoatomic cation transport. Gene Ontology annotation, cellular component: membrane. The coding region runs from base 226 to 1638 and encodes 470 amino acids. The record is from RefSeq and is a predicted model, not a curated record. NCBI's taxonomy places the organism in Eukaryota, Fungi, Ascomycota, Dothideomycetes, Pleosporales, Didymellaceae. Gene Ontology annotation, molecular function: monoatomic cation transmembrane transporter activity.
CCACGAUCUUCCCCACGUGGUGAUCGCGUCGAUCCUAUUGCACACAUGCCCACGGCGCCAUAAUUCUUUCUCCUUUAACUUGCCUUUCUGUCUCUAUUUCUUUGGCAACUGCUCCUGAAGCACUUGCAACUAGAACCAGUAGACUUGAAACAAAACCUGACUUUGCGUCCAGGCAUCUGCAGCUUCACCCCAUUUAUAGUAACAAGGCCCGCGUUCGUCCUAGCGAUGUCGGAACCGGAUCUCCACCAUGCCAUCUCGAUGAAACCACAUCCCUUCCACAAACACCCUGAUCGUCCAGAACGUACCGCAAGCCCGCAUGUGGCGGGCACUUCGACUUUACAACAAGCCAGCGCCUCCGAAAGCGCUGUCCACAAGUUCAACGGCAAUAGCACAGCCAUCGAGACGGCGUCUGCCUACCACCAUGACUUCAGCGCACGCCCCAGCCAUGUCCUGAGCCGCGCCGAUAGCUCCAGCGAUGUCGAGUCGCAGCCGCUCCCGCAAUACACGCCCGACAACGACCCAUACCACCUCGCUUCUGCUAUCAAGCUGGAAGAUGAGCUCGCUCAGAUCCGCGCGAACAGCUCCCGCAAGCGCGAUGGCUGCGGACCCAUAAGCCUAAAUAAGAAGGCGCACACUGCGAAGAAGUUGGAAGAAUUCUACGAGGCACAGAACGAGAACAUCGAGCGUCUGCUGAAGCCCGUGGACGACCACCGCCGCGCAGCAAAGGAAGAGGGCGAUGCGAACCACCUCAAGUACAAGAUCGCCGUCAUUGGAUCAUUCGUAGCGAACGUCCUCCUCGCCAUUCUUCAGCUCUACGCUGCUAUCAGUUCGAGGUCGCUCUCGCUGUUCACCACAAUGGCCGACUCGCUGUUCGACCCGCUGUCGAACCUGACCCUGAUCAUGUGCGCCCGCGCCGUGCAACGCGUUGACGCGCGCAAGUUCCCCUCAGGCAAGGCGCGCAUCGAGACCGCAGGCAACCUCUCUUUCUGCGCGCUCAUGAUCACCGUCUCCGUUGUCAUCAUCGUCGAAGCUAUCCGCACCGUCGCCGAGCACAGCGGAAAAGAGACAAACGACUUCUACCUGCCCUCCGUCAUCGCCGUCGCCAUCGCCUUCGCCACCAAGUUUAGCUUAUUUCUGUACUGCUGGGCGAUCCGCAACAAGUACAGCCAGGUCCGCAUUCUGUGGGAGGACCACAGGAACGAUCUGUUCAUCAACGGCUUUGGUAUUUUGACGAGCGUCGGUGGUGCGAAGCUCAAGUGGUGGAUUGAUCCUAUGGGUGCGAUGAUGUUGUCGGUGUUGAUCAUCUUCUUGUGGAGCAGGACCGCGUACAGCGAGUUCCAGCUGCUUAUCGGUGUCACGGCGGAUACGAACAUGCUCCAGCACAUCACCUAUAUUUCAAUGACACACUCCCCCGCCAUCCGCCAAAUCGAUACUGUCCGCGCCUACCACUCCGGCCCCCGUCUCAUCGUCGAGGUCGACGUCGUUAUGGACCCGGAGUCGAGUCUCAGGGCGACGCAUGAUAUCGCUGAGGAGCUGCAGAUUAAGCUGGAGAGUCUGCCGGACGUAGAGAGGGCUUAUGUACACGUUGAUUAUGAGACGGACCAUAGGCCUGAGCACUUUUUGAAGAAGGAGCUGUAAGGGCGAAGAGUUUAGAUGAUAAUCAAGGUGACAUCUGUAGAAGAGGGAUACAGAUGGCUGAGAGUGAUGGCAGGUGUAAGUAAAGUUUUCGAGGAAAUUGAACUAUUUGUUAAUCGGGAGAAUGGUUGGAGCUUAAGUGAUGAAGGUAAUACCCUGCAUAGGCGAAGAAAUAACACAGUGAUCGUUUGUUC